Tricharina praecox is the source of this 2058-nucleotide messenger RNA. Its product is annotated as kinase-like domain-containing protein. The coding region runs from base 1 to 2058 and encodes 685 amino acids. Lineage: Eukaryota; Fungi; Ascomycota; Pezizomycetes; Pezizales; Pyronemataceae. The record is from RefSeq and is a predicted model, not a curated record. Gene Ontology annotation, molecular function: MAP kinase kinase activity; ATP binding. The transcript has 2 exons. Gene Ontology annotation, biological process: cellular hyperosmotic response; protein phosphorylation; MAPK cascade.
AUGGCGCCAAACCCAGAAUUCCCCCUCACUCCCACCGAUAGCCCCGACGAUGAGCUUGAUAUCCCCCCGAUACCCCCGAUACCUUCUCCAACACCCUCGUCGUCAGCGGCUCAGCCGCGUGUGCCCUCGCUGCGCUCCAUCUCCGACCCACCCCUCAAGCCAUCAUCGUCGACACCACUCGGCCUCGUCGCCGACGCUCGGCGAGCUGGAGGACGCGGCGCCCCACUGCCGAACCAACCUUUCGCUUCGUCAAUCACCUCGUCGGGCCAUUCGGACCUUCAGGCUCGGUUGCAGGCAUUCCACAAGUCGCGGAUGGGCUCGUCUCCAGUCAUCGCAGGGAUGCCCAAUGGAGGCGGAUCGCCGAUUGCUGGUGGACGGAUGACUAUGGGUGGUCGCCCGGCCGGUCCCUCGAACUGGAAUUCGGCCCCUACGCUUCCUGGCCGACAGGGACAGUCAAUUGCACAACGACGGAUGAACGCUCCCACCGCUCUCCCGGGUAGUGGGGCCCCUCCACCGACUCCGAUGGGCGAGGUGGACAACCCGGUCGGAAACGGUGCUCCAGCUACUGGACUGCGCUCGCGGAGACCUCACCCCGGAAAGCUACCACCACCUGGCCCGUUGGGCGGGCUCCCAGGCGGCGCUGCCGCCAGCACUGGAUCCAAGUUCGAGCAGUAUGCCCAGUUCGUCGACAAGGAAACUGGAAGUCUCAAGUUUCCCGGGAAAGCGGUUCUCCACGGUCAGGGUGUCGACUUCACAUCGGGCAACAGUUUCAGGAUAUCGUUGGACGAAAUUCAGACGCUGGAGGAGCUGGGAAAGGGAAACUACGGCACCGUGUACAAGGUCAUCCACCGACCGAAGCGAAAGGGGUUUGCUCGGCGGGGGAGCGUGUCCAGGGAGGCGAUGUUCUCACCCGGCUCGCCUCAGACGCCCUCUUCCGGCAACCCGACGCCGGAGGAGCAAGAGCGCGCACCGCUCUCGCGCGGCAACAGCAGCGGUACACCCAGCGAGACCACCAUGGCCAUGAAAGAGAUCCGACUGGAGCUCGACGAGGCCAAGUUCGCUCAGAUCAUCAUGGAGCUUGACGUUUUGCAUCGGUGCAGGUCGCCAUACAUCAUCGACUUCUAUGGAGCCUUCUUUCAGGAGGGAGCCGUGUACAUCUGCAUGGAACACAUGGAUGGUGGAUCGAUCGAUAAGCUGUAUCGCGGAGGUGUUCCGGAGGGUGUUCUCAGGAAGAUCGCGUACGCGACCAUUAUGGGGCUGAAGACUCUGAAGGAGGACCACGACAUUAUCCACCGAGACGUGAAGCCGACCAACAUACUGAUGAACUCCCGGGGAGAUAUCAAGCUGUGCGAUUUCGGUGUUUCAGGGAACUUGGUUGCGAGUAUCGCGAAGACGAAUAUCGGCUGUCAGAGUUACAUGGCACCUGAGCGGAUCGCCAGUGGUGGUACGCAGGCUCAGCUCGGCGGCGCUGGACCGGCCGGCACCUACGGUGUUCAGAGUGACAUCUGGAGUCUGGGGCUGAGCUUACUGGAGUGCGCCAUGGGUUGCUAUCCAUAUCCACCAGAAACUUACAACAACAUCUUCAGUCAGUUGAGCGCUAUCGUUGACGGCGAACCACCGGAUCUCCCAGAGGAGGGAUUCUCACUUGCGGCUCGAGAUUUCGUGAGGGGUUGUCUGCACAAGAUUCCGAAGCUGCGACCCAGCUAUGCGAUGCUGCUCCAGCACGCGUGGAUCGCGGACCUCACGAAGCCCGAUACCAUCUCCGAGGAAUCCGAGGACUUGGAAGUAGCGGCUGAAAAUGGCGCCGAUUUCGAUGCUCCGAAGGUGUUUGUCCCCGGAGAUGCCGAGGUGCGGGAGUGGGUUGUUGGCGCGAUGGAGCGGAGAAAGGCGAGCCUGGAGCAGGGCGAUGCGGGUCCCGAAAAGCCGGCUCUCCAUGCCGCGCCGUUGGAUGCCGUUGCCAGUCCCGUUGCUGCAGCUACAACCGAAGCGGAGAAGGUGGAUCCUACGGUCGAGGAAGUUGCCAAUGCGAUAGAGAGUCUGAAGGCCGAUGAUGCAUGA